Drosophila miranda is the source of this 1310-nucleotide messenger RNA. RefSeq lists its product as uncharacterized. Bases 305 to 1114 code for a protein of 269 amino acids. The transcript has 3 exons. Lineage: Eukaryota; Metazoa; Arthropoda; Insecta; Diptera; Drosophilidae. The record is from RefSeq and is a predicted model, not a curated record.
GAGAGCCGGCAUAUUUUUCGCGUCUUUUUUUUGGUUGCUUCCGCAGUCGGCGGCUGCGUCUCGGCUGGUUUUAUUUAAUUUACUUUGAAAUUGUUUUGUAAUGUCAGACCGACUGCGACGUCGGCGUCGGCGGCGGCUUCGACAGCGCAACAAACGCCGCCCAAUAUAAAAGGCUAGACGUCUCGAGACGCAUACAUCAAACUCAUCUCAACGCUCUCGAGCUCAGCAGCAGACAGCAUCAGCGCCAGCUCCAGCAAGGAUUAAACCGUGUCGCGAUCCGACUUGAAUCUAAAACGAAACGAAAAUGAAAGUGUUUGCCAUCGCUUGUGUUACCCUCUUGGCGGCCGCCAGCUGUUCCUGGGCCGCUCCCAGUGUCCAAGACAACAGAAUCGAAAGUGAUAACACGCUCAGCAGGGCCGCCCGCUAUCUGGGUGCCUGUUUGGAGAGCGAUGACAUGGCCACCUGUCUGGCUGUCAAGGGCAUCACUGCCCUGAACCGUGCCGCCAGGAGCAACAACAUUGAGCUUGCCAGCGGUGUCACCUUCCAGAGAGAUCCUGCCAGUCCUAUACAGCGCAAUGGCAAGUCUCUCAGCGAACAGGAUAUCUAUGCGGAGCUGCCCCAGAACGCCGAGGAUCGCAAUGGACGCCUGGUCGAUCUGGCCAUUUCCAGCAUGACCGACUUCUUGUCCACCCACAACUUGGAGUUCAAGCUGCCCUCGGAGACCACCCAGCAGGUGGCCCGCGCUCUGGAUGAAGGUCGUGGCAAGAUCAAGAAGAUGAUUGGACCCAUUGCUCUGGCUAUUGGCGCUAAACUGUUCGCCGUCGUUCCUUUGGUCCUCGGAUUCCUCGCUCUGCUGACCUUCAAGGCCGUGAUUGUGGCCAAGCUUGCCUUCUUCCUGGCCAUCCUGGUUGGCGGCUCCCGUCUUCUGGGCGGAUUUGGUAACAAGCUCGGCGGUAACGCCAUCGGCGGUGGUUACAGCUCGAACGCCUGGUCUGCCCCUGCCAGUGCUGGCUGGAGCUCGGGUGCCUCUUCGUCCUAUCCCUAUGCACGCAGCAUCAACGAGGAGCAAGUCGAUGCCCAGCAGUUGGCCUACGCCGGACAGCAGCAGCAGUAAGCAGUCAGGAGUCAGGAGAGUAGCCGUGGAUGCCGUUGGUGCCACUAAUGUGCCUUUGUUUUGAAACCCCUUAGCAUGUAGUAAUUUAUUCGAUGAGUAAUUAACUAACUUAUUGUACAAGAGACAGCCGAACGCUUUUCACAGCAAGAAAAUAGUCAUUAUGAAUGUUUGAAUAAAACUAAAAGUAUUUCCCCAA